AUGUCCCUUCCGAUCGCCGCUGCUGCCUUUCUCUUCGGCAUCGUCUCCGGAGUAGUGGCGGCCAUCGCGAUUAGGCCGCUUCGGACACUCAUCCACCUUGCUGCCACGUCGCGGUCGCGGUAUGAUGCCUCGCAUCGGCUGCUCAACGUGGCGGCGAGCGGUCCGACGACGGCGUGGAUGAAUCUCGGGCUGUGGACCGGGCUCGCUGCCUCGCCGUCGGCAGCCAACGCCUUUGUCGCCGCCAACGAGCGACUCGCCGAUGCGCUGGCGGCAGCGGCCGGUCUCAGUGAAGGCAUGCACGUUGUCGACGUCGGCUGCGGGUGCGGCGAUGCACUCGAGCGGUGGCUCUCGGUCCACGGCGCGUCGAGCGCCCUUGGCAUCACGGCUGCGCCCCAGCAGGCCGCCAUUGCCAGCGCGCGGCUUGAAGCAAGCGGAGCAACGGCAGGUCGUGUCGUCCUCGCCCGCGCCGAGGAGCUCGAGGAUGUGGUCGCCGGUGAUGGCCGCCGCCCGCACGCCAUCCUCGCCCUCGAUGCCGCUUACCACUUUGCCACCCGUGAGGCCUUUGCCGCCGCCGCCGCCCGGGUUCUCGCGCCGGGCGGCGUGCUCGCCACCGCCGGCCUCAUGGCUGCUGUGCCGUGGGACGAGCUUUCGGUCUGCCGCAAGGCUCUCCUCGCAUGCGUCCUCGCUGCCGGCGGUGUCCCGCGCGCCAACUUUGCCUACGACGCCGCCGGCUGGCGGUCCAAGCUGGAGGCACUCGGCUUUGUCAGCGUGGUGGUCGACGAUGUGACCGAUGGCGUCUUUGCCGGCUUUGACCAGUUUAUGGCGGGACAUGCCGAGGCGCUUGCGGCCGCCGGCGUGUACGACACGUACGUUGCAGCCAAGUUCCGAGUCGCCGCCGCAGGCUUUCGUCGCCUCGCCGCCGGGGGUCUUGUCCGCUUUGUCAUUGCUCGCGGUCGGCUGCCGCAGGCAGCCGACCCGGACUGA
Molecule: messenger RNA, 984 nt
Organism: Thecamonas trahens ATCC 50062
Lineage: Eukaryota; Apusomonadida; Apusomonadidae
Exons: 1
Coding region: 1-984 (327 amino acids)
Source: RefSeq, a predicted model, not a curated record